Messenger RNA from Drosophila hydei, 1625 nucleotides. RefSeq names its product homocysteine S-methyltransferase 2. Lineage: Eukaryota; Metazoa; Arthropoda; Insecta; Diptera; Drosophilidae. Gene Ontology annotation, molecular function: S-adenosylmethionine-homocysteine S-methyltransferase activity. Bases 432 to 1520 code for a protein of 362 amino acids. The record is from RefSeq and is a predicted model, not a curated record. Gene Ontology annotation, biological process: S-methylmethionine cycle. The transcript has 2 exons.
ACUUGACCCAAAAACAACAGGCAUAAGCCAUAAAGAAAAUGACAGUAUACGAUAUAGGUGUGCACCUUAUUGAGCGGCUACUGUUCAUACUGAAAGCAGUAACAUUUUCACAAACGCCACUGUACCUACGCACUUACGUCAACAACAACAAAUGUAAACAAGAAACAGCUGAGCGAAUGCGAAAGUGAGAAUACCGUAUAAUUGUGUGUAUAAGUAGUAAGAGUUGCCAGCAACGAUAAAUAGAAUAAAAAAAAAGCGAGCGACGAACAAAACAACAAAACAGAACAACAAGAAAACAAAAAAGAUAUCAGCAAAAUUCAUAAUCUCACGUACGUUCGUAAGCAAAAACCGUGGCGACUCUAUAAGCACCGCAAUUUGAAAUCGCGUUAAAUAGCGCUAGACACAGAAAUAUCAAAAUUUUAUUAUAUCGUAUGCAGUCGCAGCUGUCACGUAGCACCAGCCGGAGCAAAAUGCUACCCGACUUCACCGGCAAUUGGAACCAGCUGAAGGAGAAACCUCGCAUCUUGGUCAAAUGUGGCGGCUUCUCCAGCCAAUUGGCACGCAAUGUUAACGAAAAGGUGGACGGCGAUCCAUUGUGGGGCUCACGUUUCGAUGCCACUCAACCGCUCGCAGUGGUCAAAACCCAUUUGGACUUUCUGCGAAAAGGCGCGGACAUUAUACUGACCAAUACAUAUCAGUCGAGCGUGGAGGGCUUCAUGAAGCAUCUGGGCAAAACGCGCGAGGAAAGCAUCGAACUAAUUGCCAAGAGUGUGGAGCUGGCGAGGCAGGCCAAGACGCAGUACCUGGCCGAGUUGGCCACAAAUAACGGGAACAUUGGUCCAGAUAUGCCCUGGAUCAUGGCCUCGAUUGGACCAUACGGUGCACAUCUGCACGAUGGCUCCGAGUAUGCGGGCAGCUAUACGAAUCUGGUCAACUAUAGCCAGCUGCAACAAUGGCAUACCACAAGGAUUGAUACUUGCCUUCGUGCUGGUGUAGAUGGGCUCGCGGUGGAGACGUUGCCCUGCCAGCUAGAAGCGUUGGCUGUCACAGAUCUCAUACUAACACGCUAUGCCACAGCUCGCUUUUGGGUAACCUUUCAGUGCAAGGAUGCGGCUAGCCUGGCACAUGGCGAAUCAUUUGCCCAGGCUGCUUUGGACGUUUGGAAUCUGGUUGUGGAGUAUCAAGCGCAAUCGCGCCUGCUGGGCAUUGGCGUGAAUUGUGUGAAUCCCAGCCAUGUGACUCCUCUAUUGAAAUCCCUGCUGGACAUACUGCCACGCGAUGAAACCGUUCCCCUGGUCGUCUAUAGCAAUCGCGGCGAGAUCUACGACAGCGAUCGUGGCGAGUGGACAGGCAACGGACUGGAUGUCGCUUCAUUUGUGCCCGAGUGGCUGCGUUUGGGUGUACGCAUCAUUGGCGGCUGCUGUCGCGUCUACCCGGACGACAUACUUGAGAUACGGAAAUGUAUUGAUAACAUCGCCCAGCAGCCGCAAUCGCCCAUACAAACAUCCUUAGUGAUAUAGUCGCUAUCUGUCCCUAUCGCCUUCUCCGUCUGUCCCACUCUGCGUGUCUGAGUGUGUAUUAUUCCCAUUCACUUUUCGGCCUAGACCCAUUUAUAUAUAUAUUUA